GUAAAUGAAUGGAGUUUUAUUGCGUUUGGACUAUAUACCUUUACAUUAUAUUCAAAAAGCAUUAUGUAGGCUAAAAAUAAAUUAUAAAACAGCCAAAAAUGUUGCGAUUUGCAAUGAAAACUCGAUUCGAUAGAUAUCAAUAGAUGGGCAGCCUUUAGAAUCUUCCAAAAGUAUAUAUUAGCAAGCGGAUUUAAGUCGAGCACUACUUCGAGUUUCAAUGGUAGGAAAUAAGACGGGUGCGGGCUUGCGAGUUUUAGGAGUUUUGGUAGUAGUGUUACGAACAAAAGGCACGAUUAAAACAGUCGAUUCGCUUGCACUGUGUGAUCUGUUUUUGGCACGACGCGGCAGGGGAAGCGAGACAGAAGCAGAUGGUAUAGGUGCUAUGGCGGGUUUGGGAUGAUUGCUGGCCAAGACUCUAACUGGCUUGGUUCUAUUAGGCAUCGAUUUCACAGGUACGCCAUGAUCGGUUCCAAAAUGAUGACAAGUAUUAGCCACGUCAGAAGCAUCAGACCGUAUAACAAGUGAAGAGUAAGAAUUGACAGUCGAGGCAACAGUGGUGGUCGAAGUAGUGAUGGAAGCAGUCAUUAAAUUAGAAGAAAGACAGUUUUCUUUGUCUUGAGAAAGCAAUUCGUUGUAUGAUUCUUCGGAUGAUACAGUGGACGUGUUUGACAUGACAGAGUAAGGAGAACUUGAACGCACUAUUGAAACAGACGAUGAUAUGUUGCACAGUAUGUC
Molecule: messenger RNA, 735 nt
Organism: Batrachochytrium dendrobatidis JAM81
Lineage: Eukaryota; Fungi; Chytridiomycota; Chytridiomycetes; Rhizophydiales
Exons: 2
Coding region: 218-400 (60 amino acids)
Source: RefSeq, a predicted model, not a curated record